This is a messenger RNA of Filobasidium floriforme, 3675 nucleotides long. RefSeq lists its product as uncharacterized. The record is from RefSeq and is a predicted model, not a curated record. Gene Ontology annotation, biological process: intracellular calcium ion homeostasis; calcium ion transmembrane transport. The transcript is spliced from 5 exons. Gene Ontology annotation, molecular function: ATP hydrolysis activity; ATP binding; P-type calcium transporter activity. Gene Ontology annotation, cellular component: membrane; intracellular membrane-bounded organelle. NCBI's taxonomy places the organism in Eukaryota, Fungi, Basidiomycota, Tremellomycetes, Filobasidiales, Filobasidiaceae. The coding region runs from base 1 to 3675 and encodes 1224 amino acids.
AUGUCCAAGCUCAAGGGUCUCUUCCGUAAGAAGAAGGACGCCGAGCUCGAAGAGGACGACGACUCCGAGGAAGACUUGACCGAGGAGGAGAACGCCGCUCAGGCUAGGGCUUCGGCGCAUAUCGAUCCUGCGAACGAUACCACCGACCCGACCCCCUUCUUCCAGAAGCCUCUCGUCCUCGCCUCUCUGGUCGACCCGAAGAACCUGGAAGACCUCGAAGCUAUCGGAGGGACCGAGGGACUGCUCCACGGACUCGGAGUCGAUGGGACUCGCGGUCUCAACGUCGACGGUUCUCACAGCGCCGGUAACGGAGGUCCAUCGAUGAUGGACGCUCAGUUCAAGGCUUCUCUGGAGGACAGGAAGAGGGUCUACGGAGACAACAUCUUGCCUACCAAGAAGACCAAGUCGUUGUUGCAAUUGAUGUGGAUGGCCAUGAAGGACAAGGUCCUGAUCAUCCUCGGUAUCGCCGCCCUUAUCUCGCUCGUCCUCGGUAUCUACCAAUCCGUCGGUGUGGACCACGACCCGAUCCCCUACCUCGAAGGGGGUUGCACCAACCCCGCUGGUUGCGAAGAACCUCAGAUCGAAUGGGUCGAGGGUGUCGCCAUUCUUAUCGCUGUUACCAUCGUCGUCUUGGUCGGAUCUGUCAACGAUUGGCAAAAGGAGAGGCAGUUCAAGAAGUUGAACGAGAAGAAGGACGACAGGAUGAUCAACUGUAUUCGAGGUGGAACUAGGAUGACUAUCAACACCAAGGACAUUCUCGUCGGUGACAUCUGUGUCGUCGAGACUGGUGAAAUUCUUCCCGUCGACGGUGUCUUCCUCCGAGGUCACAACGUCAAGUGCGACGAGUCUGGUGCUACCGGUGAAUCUGACCUGAUCAAGAAGGCUUCCUACGAAGAGUGUAUCGAGGAGCGCAACUCGUUGCCCCCCGGAAAGACCCUGAAGAAGGACUGUUUCUUGAUCUCCGGUGCCAAGGUUACCGAGGGUGUCGGUGAAUACGUCGUCAUCGCCGUCGGUACCAAGUCUUUUAACGGUCGUUUGAUGAUGGCCCUUCGAACCGAUGCUGAGAGCACUCCCCUCCAGCUCAAGCUCAACAGGCUUGCCGAGCUCAUCGCCAAGUUCGGUGCCUCGGCCGGUCUCACCUUGUUCUUUGCCUUGUUCAUCCGAUUCUGCGUCCAGCUCAAGGAGGACCCCGACAGGACUCCCGAUGAGAAGGGUCAGGAUUUCAUCUCGAUCUUGAUUAUCGCCGUCACCUUGGUCGUCGUCGCCGUCCCCGAAGGUUUGCCCCUGGCCGUCACCCUCGCCCUCGCCUUUGCCACCAAACGUAUGACGGCGGAAAACUUGCUCGUCCGAGUGCUCGCCUCUUGUGAGACUGCCGGAGGUGCCAACGUCGUUUGUACCGACAAGACCGGUACCCUCACGCUCAACGAGAUGCAGAUCGUCGCCAUGUCGCUCGGUGUCACCGCCAAGGGAGUUCGUCGAUUGGAAGAGAACCCGCAGAGGACCAACGCCAACAAGGUCGAGGACGAGAACGGUGUCGCCGAGAUCGAGAACACCCGAACUGGCCGACCGGAUUUCACUUUCGACCUCUCCGAGCUCAACCAGAUCGCCACUCCCCAGAUGCAACAGCUUUUGAACGAGUCUUUCUGUAUCAACUCGACCGCUUUCGAGGAGAUUGACAAGGAGACUGGCAAGGUCGGCAUCAUCGGAUCCAAGACCGAGGCUGCCAUGCUCUUGCUCGGUCGAGAGGUCGGAUGGACCGGUGCUACCGACCUCCGUGCCGCUGCUACCGUACACCAGGUCUUCCCCUUCAGCUCCGAGGUCAAGGCCAUGGCCACCGCCAUCACCUUGCCCAACGGAAAGAUCAGGUUGCUCGUCAAGGGUGCUUCCGAAAUCUUGCUCAAGGUCUGCACUUCGCACGUCGACAUUGACGGUCCUUCGAACGCUGCUUCCGACAUCAAGGUCGUCCGAUUCAACGAGGAGACCAUGACCAACUUGCAGAGGACCAUCUACUUUUACGCUUCGCAAUGUCUCCGAACCAUCGCCGUCUGUUACAAGGAUUACGAGCCCGGUACUUUCCCCACCGCCGACGGCGAGCAGGAGUUGCUGUUGGCCGACCUCGCCAAGGACUUGACCAUGAUCACCGUCGUCGCCAUCGAGGACCCUCUCCGACCGGGAGUCAUCGAGUCGGUCUCCAAGUGUAACAAGGCCGGUGUCGCCGUCAAGAUGUGCACCGGAGACAACGUCCUUACCGCUCGAUCGAUCGCCAUCCAGUGUGGCAUGUACACCCCUGGCGGGAUCGUCAUCGAAGGUCCCGCUUUCCGAAGGCUCAGUCACCAGGAACGUCUCGAGAUCGUACCCCGUCUUCAGGUCAUGGCCCGUUCGUCUCCCGAGGACAAACGUCUCUUGGUAGAGUCUCUGCGAGAGCUCGGCAACAUCGUCUGUGUCACUGGUGAUGGUUCCAACGAUGCUCCGGCCCUCAAGGCUUCCAACAUCGGUUUCGCCAUGGGUAUCUCGGGUACCGAGGUCGCCAAGGAGGCUUCCGACAUUAUCGUCAUGGACGACUCGUUCGCCUCGUUGACCCUCGCCAUCAAGUGGGGUCGAUGUGUCAACGACUCGGUCCGAAAGUUCUUGCAAUUCCAGCUCUCUGUCAACGUUACCGCCGUCGUCUUGACCUUUAUCACCGCCGUCGCCUCGGACGAGGAGGAGUCUGUCCUGUCCGCCGUACAGCUCUUGUGGGUCAACUUGAUCAUGGAUACUUUCGCCGCCCUCGCCCUCGCUACCGACCCUGCUUCCGAGAGGUCGCUCGACAGGCAACCCGAAAAGGCCACCGCUCCCUUGCUCAACAUUGACAUGGUCAAGAUGAUCCUCGGUCAAGCUUGUUACCAGAUCGUCGUCUGCUUCGUCCUCCACUGGCGUGGACACGACAUCCUCGGUGACGAGCCCGGUGGCGGAAACUCGCAGCUCAAGACCUUAGUCUUCAACUCUUUCGUCUUCUGCCAAAUCUUCAACAUGAUCAACUGUCGAUCCCUCACUAGCGACCUCAACUUCUGGCACGGUAUCCACAGGAACCGUUGGUUCAUGCUCAUCUUCCUCAUCAUGGUCGGUGGUCAGGUCUUGAUCGUCUUUGUCGGAGGAGCCGCCUUCUCGGUCACUCGAAUCGGUGGACGAGACUGGGGUAUUUCGAUCGUCAUCGGAUUGCUCGCCAUCCCCUGGGGAGCCUGCAUCCGACUCAUGCCCAGUGGACCUCUCUACCGCCUCUUGGUCAAGCUCAGGAUCUACCCCGAUCCCAACGCUCUCCCCGAGAUUUCGCAAUCCGCCGACUACAACAACUUCCAGUACGCCGAGCCCGUCUACCAGACCCGAAGCAACCUCGACCUCUUCCGAUCCAUUCGAUCCGAGAGCCGUCUUCGUGCCUCGCCCAUGGUCCUCAAGUCUCGACGAAGGAGGAUGAAGGAUGCCAAGCUGCAGUACCCUACCUUGCUCACCAUGGCUCCUUCGCUCUUGCUCGGUUCCGUCGCUGCCGGUCAGAACUGGUUGGCACCCUUGGACAAGCUCGGAGAGGCCACCGAGCAGCAGCAAGCUAGCCAGCCUUCUCAGCCCGCCUCGGGCAAGUUGAGCUUCCACCCGGAUUCGGACAAGAACGAUCCGAUCUACCAGAAGUACUCGAAGAUUUAG